Molecule: messenger RNA, 1224 nt
Organism: Gastrolobium bilobum
Lineage: Eukaryota; Viridiplantae; Streptophyta; Magnoliopsida; Fabales; Fabaceae
Product: protein MIZU-KUSSEI 1
Exons: 1
Coding region: 75-884 (269 amino acids)
Biological process (GO): hydrotropism
Source: RefSeq, a predicted model, not a curated record
CAUUCUCUCUCUCUCUCUGGCUCUCUGUCUCUCUUUACCAACUAUUUUUAAAGCUUGUUUUUUCUCUCUGUCAGAUGAAAACACUUGACAUGGAUACUACCUCAACCUUAACCCCUCAAGAAAUGUCCUCCAAGAGGCACUUCCACUGGACCAACAAGGUUGGAAAUGAAGACGGUGAAGUUCCCACCUCCGAAACAAUUUCCAAAAUCAUAGACGAGGAGACAAAAAAAGAGGAUGAUGACAACAACAAGGUUGUUCCAGGACGUGCAGCCACUUCCCAUGCAACAAGGAGAAAGCUUCAGAACGUGGCAAUUUCAAGGCUUCGUUCUGUUCUCACUGUUUUUGGCAAGAACCGCUCCAACCUACCACCCUCUAGCCUUGGUUCUCGAGUUGUGGGCACCCUCUUCGGGCACCGUCGUGGCCAUGUAAAUUUCGCGUUUCAGAAGGACCCAACUUCCAAACCUGCUUUCCUCAUCGAGCUUGCAACACCAAUCAGUGGUUUGGUUCGUGAAAUGGCUUCUGGGUUGGUACGAAUUGCUCUGGAAUGUGAUAAGGAGAAAGAAGCAGAGAAGAAGGUUGUGAGGUUGCUACAGGAGUCUCAGUGGAGGACAUACUGUAACGGCAAGAAGUGUGGUUUUGCUACCAGAAGAGAAUGCGGAGCAAAAGACUGGGAUAUCCUGAAAGCCGUGGAACCAAUUUCAAUGGGUGCUGGCGUUUUCCCAGGGAAUAAUGAUGGAGCUGAAGCAGGUUCUGAUGGUGAAAUCAUGUACUUGAGGGCUAGGUUUGAGAGAAUUGUUGGGUCUAGAGACUCUGAGGCUUUCUACAUGAUGAAUCCUGAUAGCAAGGGAGCACCUGAGCUCAGUGUUUAUUUGCUUAGAGUCUAGCAGCUAUCCCUGGAAGUUGUGUUUAGUUAUACUUAUUUUUAUUUUUAUUUUCCUUUUUUUAGUUUUUGUUCUUUGUGGAUUUGUAACUGUAGGUUGUUCCUAUAUUACUUGUUUAGCUCUUCAAUCAUGAAAAUGGAGACCUAGUUCUCUCCUCUUCUUCCCGGAGGGAGUAGAAGAAGUGGGGUUUCUGUUUUUUUGUUAGUAUAGGGCGGGUAGGCUAAAGGCAGAAAGGUGGGAAAUUGUUGGCAACACAAUACUUUACUGUAUGAUGAUGAUGGGGGGUGGGUCAUGAAAGGUGUAUAUGCAUAGUUUUCUUUCCAAUCCUUUAAUUAGUGAUAUG